Messenger RNA from Hypomesus transpacificus, 2594 nucleotides. Its product is annotated as protocadherin gamma-A10-like. Bases 129 to 2594 code for a protein of 821 amino acids. The record is from RefSeq and is a predicted model, not a curated record. Gene Ontology annotation, biological process: homophilic cell-cell adhesion. Gene Ontology annotation, cellular component: plasma membrane. Lineage: Eukaryota; Metazoa; Chordata; Actinopteri; Osmeriformes; Osmeridae. The transcript is spliced from 2 exons. Gene Ontology annotation, molecular function: calcium ion binding.
UAGACUAAGUUCUCUAGAAAUACACGAAUGAAAUGGUUAAACUUACACGGAUUAAUUGAUAGAUUUGCCUUUAAACGUGUGUUGUUUCAGGUGGAAUAUAACUGGCGGACAUAUUACAUUUUUUGACCAUGGCAUUAGAGGAAUUUGCUGAAUCAGAAGGACGUUUGCGUUUGAGAUUACGAUGGCAACUGCUUGCAUUUCUUUGUUUCAGUCACAUUGUUUGUGGUCAAAUUCGAUAUUCUGUUCCGGAGGAGAUGAAAAAAGGAUCGCUAAUAGGUAACGUAGCACAAGAUCUAGGAAUAGAUUUGGAAAGGCUCCGAACAGGUCGGGCCCGUAUCGUGACCGGAGAGAGCAUUCAGUACACGGAGCUGAAGACAGACAAAGGGAUUCUAGUCGUGGGUGAGAGGAUAGACCGAGAGCAGCUCUGUGGCGACGUCACUCCGUGUAGCUUCAGCUUCGAAAUAAUAUUAGAAAAUCCUAUGGAGCUCCAUCGUGUAACAGUUGAGAUUUUAGAUGUUAACGACCAUGCACCUGUUUUUCCAAAUAAAGUUGUAAACUUUGAAAUCAGUGAGUCAGCUACAAUUGGAGCACAAUUUCCACUGGAGAGCGCAGAGGAUGACGAUGUAGGACUUAAUGGUCUCCAGGACUAUGUUCUAACCCCCAGCGAUAAUUUCAUUCUUAAACAACUUGCGAAUCCAGACGGUAGUAAAUAUGCUGAAAUGGUACUUCAGAAACUGUUAGACAGAGAAGAGUAUCCCCGUCUAUCUUUAAAGUUGAUCGCUGUAGACGGUGGAAGUCCGCAGAGAUCUGGCACAGUAAACAUAGAAAUCACUGUACUAGAUGCUAAUGAUAAUGCUCCCGUGUUUAACCAGUCCGUCUACAGAGCCACUGUGAUGGAAAACUCCCAGAAGGGCACCUACAUCAUAACUGUUAAUGCCACUGACGCAGACUCUGGGGCAAACGGACAAAUGUCUUAUAGUUUUUCGAAAUUGAAGGGUGGCAUAGCGGAUAUAUUUGUAAUAAAUAGAGAUACUGGAGUUAUAUCUGUUUCUGGGCAAAUAGAUUACGAAAAAGAUAAGAAAUUUGAACUCCGGAUAGAAGCAAAGGAUCAAGGUGGCCUAACAGGCACUAGUAAAGUUAUAAUUGAAGUUGCAGACGUUAAUGACAACCCACCUGUUAUAAACGUCAUGUCCUUCUCCAGCCCCGUGUCAGAAGACGCUCCGCCAGGUACCACGAUUGCAAUUAUCAAUGUUAAAGAUGUUGACUCCGAGAGAAACGGUCAGAUUACUUGUUCCAUUGACUCAAAACUCCCUUUUAAAAUUAUGUCGUCCUUAACCAACUACUAUAAUUUGAUAUCAGAAGAAUCUUUUGAUCGAGAAUCAACUGCUGGAUACAAUAUCACCAUAACAGCAACUGAUUCAGGUUCACCUCCCCUCUCUAACACCAGAACGCUACACCUGAGAAUAUCUGACGUCAAUGACAAUGCUCCUAAUUUCGAUAAAAGCACAUAUUCAGCAUACAUAACAGAGAACAAUUCACCAGGAGCGUCCGUAUUUACUGUCAAAGCGAGUGAUUCUGACUCUGAUAAGAACUCGAGAAUAUCCUAUUUUAUUGAUGAGGCCCCGCUCAUUGGUAGCCCAAUAUCUACUUAUAUAUCAAUUAACUCUGAGACUGGAGCCUUGCACGCUGUUCGCUCAAUUGAUUAUGAACAAAUAAAACAACUUAAACUUGUGGUCAAGGCGCAAGAUAGUGGCUCUCCUCCGCUCAGUAGCAACGUAACUGUAAAUAUAUUCAUACAAGACCAGAACGACAACGCACCUCAGGUUCUUUACCCAGUCCAGACUGGCGGCUCUCUGGUGGCUGAAAUGGUGCCACGUUCAGCAGACGUGGGCUAUUUGGUCACUAAAGUGGUGGCUGUUGAUGUGGACUCUGGACAGAAUGCCUGGCUCUCCUAUAAACUGCAGAAAGCCACAGACAGGGCGCUGUUUGAAGUGGGCUUACAGAAUGGGGAAAUAAGAACUGUUCGCCAAGUGACUGAUAAAGAUGCAGUGAAACAAAGGCUCACUGUUGUAGUGGAGGACAACGGGCAGCCCUCACGUUCAGCUACAGUCAAUGUUAACGUGGCUGUGGCGGACAGCUUCCCUGAAGUGCUCUCGGAGUUCACUGACUUUACGCACGACAAGGACUACAAUGACAACCUGACUUUUUACUUAGUCUUGGCUUUGGCAGUAGUUUCAUUUCUGUUCAUCACGUGUUUGGUGGUGAUUAUAUCAGUGAAAAUAUACAGAUGGAGACAGUCUCGUAUCCUCUAUCAUUCCAAUCUCCCAGUGAUUCCUUAUUAUCCACCGCGUUACGCAGACACUUUGGGGACUGGAACUCUGCAGCACGUGUACAAUUACGAGGUGUGCAGGACGACUGACUCCAGAAAGAGUGACUGUAAGUUCGCCAGACCCGGUAGUCAGAACGUCCUGAUAAUGGACCCCAACUUGACAGGAACCAUGCAGCGGAUACACAGUGAAAAGAGCAUCUUAGAUGAACCAGACUCUCCACUGGAGGUGAGUGUCCUUUAUGUUUACGGUAAGGGACGCUGUUGA